GGUGACGGAGUGCUUAAUCUUCACAAGAACACCUUCUUUUUGUAGGUGUUGUGUUGAAGGGUGAGGUUGGUGUAGCGCGGUGCUGUGUGGAGACAGGAUUAGAACAGGCGUAUUGAGGACAAGUCUGCAUGGAAUUCGACAGCAAGCGUGAGGAAUGAGACCAUUCUGCAGCGAUAAUAAACCCUUAAUAUCGCCACCGGUGAACACGUGGUUUGCAUGCUGUAAUAAUCGUUUAAAAUUCGGACGCAAAUAUUUUAUUUUGAAAUGAGCUGAAAUAGUUUUUCAUAGAACUGGUACCGUAUUGCAGUAAAAUAAGUAAAACCACGUUAAACGAGUUAAAGUCGAUAGCAUUCUUCUUUACAGUAUAAUCAGCGUGUGUUAUGUAUUUCAAAUGUUGUUGAUUUCCUUUGAGUGAUAAAAAAAAGUAUACAAUAAUUUGAAAACUAGUUACCGGAACGUUUACAGGCACGGUUAUUUUUUAAAAUAUAAAUGUGUGUAUUACUGUGUUAAAUAACAUAACAUGCAGUCUUGUAUAAUACAAACAUAUUCUCAAAUACACAACUUUAACAUUCAUACAUGUGCAAUUCUAAACCCCAAACCCCUACCUUCAGUGAGAAUUAUUACAUCGUAGGAACAGUAAGAGAACAAAUGUUUCAACAUUUUUUAAAAGUCGCUGUAGUGAGCCGUCAGUAAUAUAUAAUUGAAAGUUUCCAUUAUCUGUCCGGUAGAGCCUCUCCAGCUGUAAUAUUUGACAGUAAUUAUUGCCUAAUAUAAAUUUGUCUAAAACAUUUGCCCCAGAACUACUGCCCUAUCGCGGAUCUCUCUCUCUCUCUCUAGUUGAAAGCGCGGGUCCGGUGCGGUUUUAUUUCAUUUCAAAUUGCUCUGAGUUUUAACAGCUCCCCCUCAAACUCACUCGCUCGUCCUGGCGCUGUUUUGAUGUCUGUUUCAUUGAACCGGUCUGUAUAUUUGGAAUUGUAAUUCAUUCUUUAAUUUGCUUUUAUAAGCUUUCAUAUUGCUGUGACGCUGGUUUGAAACAGCUGGCUGGGUUGGCUUUACUUUUUAAUUUCAGUUUUCAGUUGCCUAUUUUAAAUCCUAGUAUUGUGGUCUGGUCUGUCUUAAUGUAAUACAGUUUUAAGACCAAACAGACGAGAUUUCUUUCAUUUUGUAAGUUUUGCUUUUCAAAGUACUCAGAGUUUUAUGUUAAACAUUGUUCUUAUACAGAGCAUGAUUCUGCUUGGAAUUUAGUUUUCACGAUGUUUCAGUUAUUUGUGCACAGCCCCCUCUUCUCUGUGUACUGUUUGCCCCUGUGAUAAACGCAGGUAAAACGAAUGUCUAACACACUUCUGGGACAGGGAGAGCAGUUUCUGGAUGCAGCGCUGUGCUUUUCCAGGUUAUUUUAAGGUUGUUUUCUUAAGGCUAAGAGCAGCUGGUUCCCAUCUGAGCCUAAUCUGAUUAAUUUUAGUGCAAUUAUUCUUUCUUGCCUUGAAAUGUUUUCUGAUGAUCUGGAAUCAGAAGGAGAGGGAUGUUUGGGGUUGCUCCAGCGUUUUAUACCUUUCUAUAUUUUCUCAUUUCGAACUUGGUUCAACUUGUGUUGAAUUUCCAUCUGUGGCUGGAGUCACUGCUGCAGCUCUAGAUGUGAACGGCUGAACCUGUCUGUUCACGUUGCUGCUGGAGAACACGGUUCGUUUCACAUGAACUGGGCAUACUGUGUGCUACAGGUAAAGGCACGUUUUCGUAUUCCCAUCUCCUCGCCUCACAGCUCCGUACGGUUCCACGAAUGACACCAGGAGAGAAGCUAGCAGCUGGUUGUAAUACCUUCCAUUUUAUCACGAAUGUCAAGCGUUGAGUUCAGGAAUGGGUUUGGAUCCCUUCGGUUCUGUGUAUUUCGGGCUGAUGGCAGCGGCUUGGUGGUGCUUGUUCGGUCCAUGAUGGGUACAGGAUGGCAUCAGCGCGGAUUUAUCGUGGGUGACGGAAUGAAGGAGAAAGAUCUCUUUGAUCUUGCUGUGGUUUUAUAUGCCAUUCCAAAUCAAGUCGUCGUGGCGACGCCUUCAAUCUUUAGCAGCACCUGCUUGUGCUAAUGGCCGUAGGAUGGCAGUCCAUUCCUCAUGGUCUACAAUGAAAAGGUCCUCUGAAAAAUGAUCUGAUUAUUUUAAUAUAUCCGUCUUAAGCCCAAGAGAGUCGCGGUUUGAAAGGAAGCCACUGAACCAGACAGAAGGAGGCUAGGAGAGUUUAGGACAUUCAAAUCGCACGCUUGGGUUCAGAGACAUGUCCAGCACGGUGAGCGUUUUCAAAGUUCGCUCUUACUUAAGCGUUUUCUUAUAUGCAUUACUAAUGUUGUCCCAGGCGCGGCUGAAUUGAUCAGAAUGAUCAUUAAAUCCGGUACAUUGUCUUUGUUUUUAAGUGUGUGUUUAAUUCAUUUUCUCACUGUUUGGCAAGCACGAUCGUCCUUUCACAACUGGCUUAUCAAGGUAAUUGUAGCGUCCUGAAAGUGAGCAGUUUGCAGAUCGUGCUAUAUACAUGGGGUGAAGAUUUCACCUCUUUUGCUGUAAGGUGUUUUAAACCCACAACCCCAAAUCGAAGCCCCCAUCCAAGCAUAUUUAGUGCACAAUGUCAAUAUGCAUUGCUAAUACCUGUAGUGUACUAAUAGACUAUGCUUUAUAUACCAGGAGUAUAAUCUCAUGUGGGGGGAAGGCAGGGUAUUAUGUACUGUAGUCUUUAUAUAUAUAUAUAUGGAAAAUACCCCAGCAAUUACCCCCCUCCCACACGCAUUCACCCAAGCGAGCGAGUAAGUGCGUCAAGUGGAAACUACGACUUCAUGAUUGCGUUAAAUCAGAGAAUCCACAGAAAGGGCAGCAUUACCCGGCGUUGCUUUCCAUCGUGUGUCGUCAGGAUCUCAAGUUGAAUUCAAUACACUCGACCUGCCAAGCAAAACCGAGCCACAGCUCUGUGUGGACAACCCCGCCUUCCUAAGGUCUGAGGAGGACGAAUCUGACCAAUCACAGCAGCCACAGCCGCAGCAGCGCAGGAAAAGGGAGGGGCAUCCUGCUCAGCACAGCCAAUCCCGUGGGCUUUCUGGUCCUUCUUCUUCCACUGCAGCAGAUGGGCGCCACGGAAACGGAAACAACAGCAGUACUAGUAGCACCACGCCCAUAGCUGUCGCCAUGGAGAUGAACGAGCCAAUGAUGAGAGAGAGCAGCCCCCUGAGCUCCGCCCCUGAGAACGAGGGCCUGCAAGAGAAGGGGCGGCUGAUUCGGGGGGACAAUGGUGCCCCCCAGGGGACAGAGAAGGAGUUUGCAGGGGAGAAGGGAAGCGUUUCUAACGGGUACCCAUCGGCCACACAGAGCCCUGGAGAGGGGGGCACGGUGGCAAUGCCAGGCUGCCCUCGGACUCUCGUAGUGCAACAGACCCCUGGCAGCCACCGGGAGACCUGGAGCAAGAAGAUGGACUUCCUGCUGUCUGUGAUUGGCUACGCCGUGGACCUGGGGAACGUGUGGCGCUUCCCAUACAUCUGCUACCAGAACGGAGGGGGUGCUUUCCUCCUGCCCUACCUGCUGAUGGCGCUGUUUGGAGGGGUGCCCCUGUUCUACAUGGAGCUGGCUCUGGGGCAGUACCAUCGCAGCGGCUGCAUCUCCAUCUGGAAGCACAUCUGCCCCAUCUUCAAAGGUAUUGGCUUCGCGAUCUGCAUCAUCGCUCUCUACAUCGCCUUCUAUUACAACACCAUCAUGGCCUGGGCGAUGUACUACUUCCUGUCCUCCUUCAACUACCAGCUGCCCUGGACCAGCUGCGGGAACCCGUGGAACACCAUCAACUGCACCAACUACCUGCAGAGCGGCGACAACGUGACCUGGGAGCCUCACUCCAUCUCCCCCGCGGAGGAGUUCUAUACGCGUCGGGUGUUGCAGGUCCAUCGCUCGGGGGGGCUGCACGACCUGGGCUCUGUCAGCUGGCAGCUGGCUCUGUGCCUGCUCUUCAUCUUCACCAUCGUCUACUUCAGCAUCUGGAAGGGCGUCAAGACCUCCGGCAAGGUGGUUUGGGUCACAGCUACUUUCCCCUAUGUGGUGCUGCUGGUGCUGCUGGUUCGAGGAGCGACCCUGCCGGGGGCGUGGAGGGGAGUCGUCUUCUAUCUGAAACCUGACUGGAGCAAACUGUUGAGCACGACGGUGUGGGUUGAUGCUGCAGCUCAGAUCUUCUUCUCCCUCGGACCCGGGUUCGGGGUCCUGCUCGCUUUCGCCAGCUACAACCCCUUCCACAACAACUGCUACAAGGAUGCCAUUGUGACCAGCUCCAUCAACUGCCUGACCAGCUUCAUGUCCGGCUUCGUUAUCUUCACCGUGCUCGGAUACAUGGCGGAGAUGAGGCACCUGGAGGUGUCCGAGGUGGCCAAGGACACGGGACCCAGUCUGCUCUUCAUCACCUACGCAGAAGCCAUCGCUAACAUGCCCGCCUCCACCUUCUUCGCAAUCAUCUUCUUCCUCAUGAUCAUCACGCUCGGACUCGACAGCACAUUUGCAGGGCUGGAGGGUGUGAUCACGGCUAUGAUGGAUGAGUUUCCUGACCUGCUGUCCAAGCGCAGGGAGUUGUUUGUUCUCGGGAUCAUCUCUGUGUGCUUCCUGGGGGCUCUCACCACCCUGACCUACGGAGGUGCCUACGUGGUCAAGCUGUUUGAGGAUUAUGCCACGGGCGCGCCCGUCAUCAUUGUGGUCUUCCUUGAGGUCAUUGCAGUCUCCUGGUUCUACGGGAUGCCUCGGUUCUGCCGCGAUGUCCAGUUGAUGCUGGGUUUCAGUCCAGGCUGGUACUGGAGGAUCUGCUGGGUGGCAAUCUGCCCCAUCUUCCUGCUGUUCAUCAUCUGCAGUUUCCUGGUGUUUCCCCCGCAGCUCAAGCUGUUUCACUAUGACUAUCCCCCCUGGUCCACCGUGCUGGGGUACUGCAUCGGGAUCUCCUCUUUCAUCUGUGUGCCAGCCUACAUGGUGUACCUGCUCGUGGUCACCCCGGGCACUUUAAAACAGCGCCUGCUGAAGAGCAUCACUCCCGAGCCUGGCAUAGAGAUCCCGCGCUGUGACAUCAUCACCAACGCAGUGUAACGCGCCACAGACGGCACCAGGCACAUGCCCCACCACACAGAGCAGCCAGGAGCCGGAGCGCAGAACAUUACUGUCCAGAGCUGGGCUAUGGAGACCCACGCUGGGACCUGCGCAGCUGCUGGGGGUCAUUGCAUUCAUAAAAAGGAGACUUACAAGUUACCAUGCGUUUUAGCAAUGUGCAAAGUUAGGUACGUUCUCAUUUUUUUUUUUUAAAGAAUCGUCACAGACUCAUAAAAUAAGGGUUACAGCAACUUGUUAUAUUUUAAGCAAGUUACUAAGCGAUAUAGCAAGUUGCGCAAAUCUUUGCAAGUCCAUCCGCAGCUGCAAAACAAAUGAGAACGAGGCUAAAAAUUAAGCAGAUUGCAAAAACGCGUUAGCUUUUUUAAAUACAGCCCUGUGUAUUUCCAAAGAGAGUGAGAGAGAGAGAGAGAGAGAGAGAGAGAGAGAGAGAGAGAGAGAGAGAGAGAGAGAGAGAGAGAGGUCAGUGCUGUGAAAUGUUAGUGAAAAUUUGUCAGUAAAAAGAUUAUCAAUAUUCAAUGUAGAGAGACUGUGUAUACUGAAUGAGAGACAGUGAUGUUGUUUUUUUUUAAACCAGGUUUACUUUAUUACAAUAUUUAAAAGAAAUCGUAACGUAUCCUCUGUUUUUUCACGUGCAGCUCAACUUUUAUACAUUAAUGUGAUUACGUCAGUUUGCAAGCUCCUCCCACGGCUCUGAUUGGUUAUUCUGCCUGCCGUGUUUUUAGGAUUCUUGCAAAGACGUUUCUGCUUCGCACGUGUGCAGAAGUGUGGUAAAAAGUUUGGAAAUUGAAGCACAUUGCACUUAAUGCUCACAUUUUUACAACACAUGCUCUGCAACGGUGCCUUUGCAAGGAUCCUGCAAACACUGCCGACAGACCAACCAAUCAAGAACGAGACCUCGCUGAGCAACAACCACCUUUUCUGCAUCAAAACUGUGGGAGGUGUCAAGAACCGUCUCCUCUGAUUGGGUGGAUCGCUUGCUCCCAGUAUAACAUGCUGCUCCUUGGAGGCAUGUCCAAAGCACAUCUCAAGAAACCCGAGUCCAGUUCUGUUUAAAUGUGGAGUGUGAAUGUACAGGAACAGGGCAGUUUGUGUGUAAAUUCAUUUUGUCUUUUGUCAGAAAAAUGUAAUAAGACUUUAUGACAAACCUCUUACUUCUAUACACUGGCUUUUAAUCCCUCCAUUAACAUAGAAUAUAAUUCUGUAUUUAUUCUUCGUAGAAGCGCUGCUAAGUGUUGAUUUAUUCUUUUUGUAGAAAAGAAUAAAUCCUGUAGAAAAACCUGGGUUCCACUGAAAUGCGUGGGACAAACUGGACAAACUAAAAUGCUGAGUUUCUACCAACUUGGCCCAAUAAUCAUGCAUAACGUAGUCGACUAGCCGGUCCACUACGCUAUGAACCAUGAGAAAUGUGCAGAAAGGAAAAAAGAACAGCUGCAAUUAAAAUUCCUCCUUGUCCAGUGAGAACACAGCGAACGCGCUCUGACUGUGCAGAAACAGGAGCUGUAACCAUUCCCCCAAAGGAAACGCUAGGAUUCUGAGAGCUGGCUUUUCAAUGAUUUCAUCCUGGGUAUGUGUGAGGACAGCAUCCCCUUUACUGUAUGUGUACUCUGUACUGCACGACAUCGUAAUUGUAUUUAUCAACCUGUUCUUGUUCGAUAUAAAUGUGUAAAAAGACUGAGUUUUAAUUAAGUCUGUUAUCAUGAUCUGUUGUAAAUCUCUAUUGUAAUGAAUUAUAUAAACAUAAAUGGUCUAUGAUGAAGGAAGUGGAAAA
This is a messenger RNA of Acipenser ruthenus (sterlet), 6870 nucleotides long. RefSeq names its product sodium-dependent serotonin transporter-like. Gene Ontology annotation, molecular function: serotonin binding; serotonin:sodium:chloride symporter activity. The coding region runs from base 3162 to 5081 and encodes 639 amino acids. Gene Ontology annotation, cellular component: membrane; neuron projection. NCBI's taxonomy places the organism in Eukaryota, Metazoa, Chordata, Actinopteri, Acipenseriformes, Acipenseridae. Gene Ontology annotation, biological process: sodium ion transmembrane transport; serotonin uptake. The record is from RefSeq and is a predicted model, not a curated record. The transcript has 14 exons.